ACAUUUGUUGGGAGAUCUGUCAAUCCACUCAUCCAGAACCAUGUCCCAAUCACCACCUAUUAAUACAUUUUCUGUAGCAUAUCUUUCUUUGAGUUGUAGAACUGUUUCUUUGACAUCUACAAGACGGUUUCUAUUUUGCGUUGUGUUGCAAUAACCAUAAAUAUUUCCCAGAACUGAUGAGGAGUUGUCCAUAUAACACACAGAGAAUCCAAUGACCAUCAUUACUAGAUUUAGUUGUCACUACUUUCCCCGAACAGUUACUAAACAGAACUGCAACUCCUGCAGAUCUAGAUGUACCAUGUGAAAAGAGAAUUUUAUCUCCCCCCAUCGGGCAAAAGUUGUGGAUAGUAGCUGAGGCGGUACCAAAAGGUGACGUGAAAACACUGCAGACCACUGAUUGGUCAGAGAGAAUCGUCACUAGAAUCAUCACUACGUCAUUAGCGCGCGACACGGGGCAUCCUGCACAAACCCGCAAUUUUUAAAUAGCCAAGCUACUAUUAUUUAUUUAUUAUAUUUAGUCACUGGACUACUCGAUUAAAUGGCAACCCGCAAAACCACGCCGUGGUCAGUUGAGGAGGUGCAGACAUUCCUCGGUUUGGUUGCCGACGAAAGGAUCCAGCGAGAGCUGGAUGGAGCAACGCGUAACGAGAAGGUCUACCAAGAAGUCUCUGAACUGUUGGCCGCAGACGGCUACCAAAGGACAUUCCAACAGUGUAGGGAAAAGUUAAAAAAACUUAAAAGUGACUACAGAUCUAUCAAGGACCACAACGGCCGGAGUGGUUCGUACAGAAAGAGUUGGAAGUGGUUCGACCAGAUGGACGCUAUAUAUGGCCAUAGACCGGUGAGUAAUGGGAGGGAGGGCGGCCUCGACCCGGCCACGGCUUUGUUGGAGCCCCUGACGGAGGAUGAUGACGUUUCGAUAAGCGAGGAGGGUUCAAUGACUCUCGAUGACGCCCCGUUGGUACCAGCAGCAGCACCGACACGGGCAGCCUCCAGCGCCAACAUGACACCGCAGCGUGUAUUCACAGGCAAGAGGAAACGGCAACGGGAACAGGAGCAUAUGACUGUCCUGAAGGAGAUGCAGGCAGCAGAUGUGGAGCAGCAGGAGCUGACCCGGGCACAGCGUGAGCGGCAUCUCCAGAUGGCCCUCGAUGAUGCGGUACAAGCAAGGGAGCUGGAAGCGGCCUUGAGGAGAGAGGAGAAUGCUGAAGCCGCAGCCUUUAAUCAGGCCUUCCUCGCUACGCUGAGCCAGCUUGUGCAGGCGUUGAGUGGCCGGCGUGACCCGGUUCCUCCGUCCAAGCAUGGCGCCCCGUUGGGACCAGCAGCAGCACCGACACCGGCAACCUCCAGCACCAACAUGACACCGCAGCGUGUGUUCACAGGCAACGGGAAACAGGAGCAUGUGACUGUCCUGAAGGAGAUGCAGGCAGCAGAUGUGGAGCAGCAGGAGCUGACCCGGGCACAGCGUGAGCGGCAUCUCCAGAUGGCCCUCGAUGAUGCGGUACACGGGGCUGAAGCGCCUUGA
Molecule: messenger RNA, 1525 nt
Organism: Anguilla rostrata (American eel)
Lineage: Eukaryota; Metazoa; Chordata; Actinopteri; Anguilliformes; Anguillidae
Exons: 4
Coding region: 539-1525 (328 amino acids)
Source: RefSeq, a predicted model, not a curated record